AUGGUUGCGGAUGUAAACAAGUCAUCCAUAGACAAGUUUACCUUGUGUUUCUCAGUUUCACUGAUGAAAAACAGUUGAUAUGGAAAAGAAACAUGGGAUCGACUCCAAGUAAGCACAAGAAUUCAACUGUAAGAACGAAAUCGGAGCCACAGUUGCGGUUUGCCGUGAAUGGUCACGUUCCCGUUAGGAGGGCGUUCAGUGCGUUGUCGGCUCAGGGGACUGCCCUACCCUCGGAUUCCUUCAAACUCACUAAGAAUUCGGAGGACACACAGCUCGAAAUUCCAGAAGAAGAAUACAAAGACGGCCAACUCGGAAUUUCAAAUCCAAAACGUAUUGAGAGGAAACUUCGCCGCCUUGGUAAUAAUGAGUUGUUUUGUGACGAGGCCUUCCCUGCUGAUCACAAUGCCCUGUUUUACAGUGACAGGUCAGAAUCAAACAUCUUGUGGAAGAGACCUAAGGACCUUGUAGAAGAGUGGCAGAAACCUUUCUUGGUACAAGAUGGCGUUACACGUGAUGAUAUCAAGCAAGGCAUUCUGGGAGACUGCUGGUUUCUAUCAGCGUGUGCUGCUGUUUCACAAAGAGAAAACUUCAUGAAAAAGAUUGUUCCCGGAGACCAGCCUCUGUUUGGGGAGGGCUACAAAGGAAUUGUCCACUUCCGGUUCUGGCGCUUUGGUCAGUAUGUUGAUGUGUAUGUGGAUGACCGGUUGCCGACUAUUGACGGGAAGUUGAUAUACGCUAGAUCCACAGAUCCAACAGAGUUCUGGGUGGCUCUAAUAGAGAAAGCUUAUGCCAAACUGCAUGGUUCCUAUGAGGCUAUAGAGGGAGGCCAGGCAAUGAACGCCCUGGUUGACCUGACUGGGGGGCUUGCUGAGCGCCAUGAGGUCAUUAAUAAAGACCCCGUCCUGUAUAGACUUGUGGAUCGGGCUAUCCUGUCUGGGGCCUUCGUUGCUUGCUCAAGGAAGGGAGAUUGGAGGUUAAGUACCAUUGCUGAUCCUAAUGGUCUGGUGUCUGGGCACGCCUACACCAUCACAGACAUCAGAAAGAUAAAGCAUGAGAGAGGUGAGGAGAAGUUGGUACGGAUCAGAAACCCGUGGGCGGACAACAAUGAGUGGAAGGGAUCCUGGAGUGACAACGAUGUUAACUGGCAUUGGGUGGACGAUGAGACAAAGAAGGAGAUAGGCCUACAGCUCAAGGAUGAUGGAGAGUUCUGGAUGUCCUACCGAGAUUUCUGUAAACACUUCCAGGAGGUUACCAUAUGUCUGAUGGGGCCAGACUUUGAUGGCGAUGGAACUGCCGAUAACUGCCAUGUAGAGAUGCUGAAGGGGGAAUGGUUUCUGGGUAGGACUGCUGGAGGAUCUAGGAACGACCUUGCCAUGUUCUCCAUAAACCCCCAGUAUAUCCUCACCUUGUCAGAGCCAGAUGACUUUGACGAGAUGAAGGAUGACCCUGAGAGGGAGGGACUGUGCACUAUUGUUAUAUCCUUAAUGCAGGAACACCGAAGGUCAAAGCGCAAUGUCAAGGUCAAAAGUCUCCAAAUUGGUUUCUUCCUUUACAAGACAGAAGAUCCUAGUCAGAGGUUAAACAUCCAACAUUUCCGUUAUAAUCGGGACUGCGGUAAAUCCGGUGUGUACAUUAACUACCGCGAGGUCAGCCAGAGGUUUGAAUUGGAGCCAGGUCACUAUGUCAUUAUUCCGUCCACAUUUGUCAUUGACGAGUCCUGCUUCAUGUUGCGAGUGUUCGGAGAGAAGAAAUUCACUCUCACAGGACCUAAAGAAGAUGUACCUGUGCAGGUGAACGGACAUAACACAUCAAAUGAUGGUAUACGUCACACUCGACUGUUCUGAUGAAGUUGCUGCUGUUGUUUAAAUAAUUUUGUAAUCAGCAGAGUUCAGAAAUGAAUUAGUGGUUAAGGUUACAGAUAUAAUGUUUAAUACUAACUACAUAGACGAUUUUAGAUAAAGAGUACCCAAUAUAUCAACGAAAUUAAAAACCCACAUGAAAAUAAGUAAUAUCACAGUACUUUGUUCACAAUGUCUCACAAAUCAGUCAAUGUUAGCCAUAAUAAAGGUUUGGUGUUCUCUGCUGUAAAAUGUCUGGAACCAUUCCUCACUAUCUUGUCUUUCUAGACUAUACACUUAUAUAGUCAUGUAUAAUUCUAGUCUAUACACUUAUAUAGUCAUGUAUAAUUCUAGACUAUACACUUAUAUAGGUGUGUAUAAUUCUAGACUAUACAUUUAUAUAGUCAUGUAUAAUUCUAGACUAUACACUUAUAUAGUCAUGUAUAAUUCUAGACUAUACACUUAUAUAGUCGUGU
Mizuhopecten yessoensis (Yesso scallop) is the source of this 2314-nucleotide messenger RNA. RefSeq names its product calpain-A-like. Lineage: Eukaryota; Metazoa; Mollusca; Bivalvia; Pectinida; Pectinidae. The record is from RefSeq and is a predicted model, not a curated record. The transcript is spliced from 12 exons. Bases 93 to 1844 code for a protein of 583 amino acids. Gene Ontology annotation, molecular function: calcium-dependent cysteine-type endopeptidase activity. Gene Ontology annotation, cellular component: cytoplasm. Gene Ontology annotation, biological process: proteolysis.